Paralichthys olivaceus (Japanese flounder) is the source of this 2974-nucleotide messenger RNA. RefSeq names its product amine oxidase copper containing 2 (gene aoc2). Gene Ontology annotation, cellular component: plasma membrane. Lineage: Eukaryota; Metazoa; Chordata; Actinopteri; Pleuronectiformes; Paralichthyidae. Gene Ontology annotation, biological process: amine metabolic process. The record is from RefSeq and is a predicted model, not a curated record. Gene Ontology annotation, molecular function: quinone binding; copper ion binding; primary methylamine oxidase activity.
CUCGCCUUUACCCAGGAUUCACUUCUCUGCGCGCGCUGUGUCUCUCUGUCUCCGAGACCGUGCGUAAAAGUAGAGUGGAAAAUGAACUCUGUAGUGAAAUGGGCGCUCAUCCUCUUCGCGCUCGUCUCCAUCGUUCUCAACAUCGUUCUGCUUGGCAUGUCCUCCAGCAGGGCACCCAAAUGUCCCGUUGAGCGCGUCCACCCGCUGCAGGCCAAGCACGACGACCGCAGCCUUGUGUUCGCGGACCUCUCCCGGGAGGAGUACUUGCAGGUCCAGCAGUACAUGAUCCGUCAGAAAGACUUGGACAUAUCCACCAAACAACUCUCCAAUCCAUCUGAAAAUUUCUUGUUCUUAAUAGACCUCUCGAUGCCAAAGAAAGCUGACGCGCUGGCUUACAUAGACGGCAAAGGUCCAAAGCCAGUGAGGGAGGCGACGGUGGUCGUGUUCCACGGGGCCCAGGGCAACAUCAAGGAGUACACUGUGGGGCCUCUUCCUAAUCCGACAAAGCACAGAGAUGUGACCGUAGAGAAGUACAAAGCGGAGCUGCCCAUCAAUGCGCGCACGGUCACUGUCGGCGAAUAUGCUUCGCUUUUCAAGUUUUUGGAAGUCGAAGUUUUCUCCCAGCUGGAGAAGCUCCUGAAAGAGAGUUUCAACUCUGACGGAAAGGGGCUGGCGGCGUUCGAGCAGAUGCCUCGCGGAGUCCGGUCCGGGGACAGACACACUUGGAUCGCCUUCAGCAGGGAUAUGAGCGGCAUAUACAUCCACCCGGUGGGCUUCGAGGUGCUGGUCAACCACGACAGCGUAAACACGUCCGCCUGGAAGGUCGCGAAGCUGUUUUAUAACGGGCAAUACUUCGACACGGUGGCAGGGCUUAGACAGAAAUAUGAGAGUGGCUCCAUCAAAAAGAUUGUCUACAAGGAGUCCCCUGAUUAUGGCUCUCUGAAACCCAGGACCAAGACUCUGCAAGUGCCCCCGCUGCAGUUUUACGCAGAGGGGAAGCGCUUCAGUGUGAACCACAACCAGGUCCUGUACCUGGACUGGAGCUUCGCCUUCGGGUUGAGCUCUCUCACGGGCAUGCGGGUGUUUGAUGUACGGUUCAAGGGUGAGAGGAUAGUCUACGAGCUGAGCGUUCAAGAGGCCAUGUCGGUGUAUGGCUCCGUAACACCGGGGAUGAUAAUCACCAAGUUUUUAGAUACAAGCAUCGGUAUAGGGCGCUUUGCGCACGAACUGGUCCGUGGCGUGGAUUGUCCCAACGCAGCCACCUACGUUGACACAUAUCGCUACAUCGAUGUCCCAAACCCCGUCAGAUUCAGGAAUUCGAUCUGCAUCUUUGAGCACAACAUGGGUCAGCCCCUGCGGAGGCACUUCGCGGACUUUUACCACAACAAUUAUGGAGGGAUGGUGAACAGCGCCUUAAUCAUCAGAACGAUCACAGCUAUAGGAAACUACGACUACAUGUGGGAUUUCAUCUUCUACCAGAACGGAGCAGUGGAGGCCAAGGUGCAUGCCACUGGCUACAUCUCCUCCACUUACCUGGUGGACGGCAGUCGGAGACACGGGCACCAGGUGGCGGACAAGGUCCUGGGAAACAUCCACACCCACUUCAUCAACUUCAAAGUGGACUUGGAUGUGUUGGGAGUGAAGAAUGUAUUCCAGACCAAAGACAUGAAGUUUGUAAAUGUGUCUCUGCCAUGGAUGCCUGAUCGCUAUGCUAUGAUCCCUCAGCUGGUGGAGAAUCAACUCAAAACAGAGACGGAGGCAGCUCUGCUUUACAACACCAAGAUUCCUCGCUACCUCCAUAUCGCCAGUGACAAAUUGAACGGCUGGGGUCACCAGCGUUCCUACAGGCUGCAAGUGUACAGCUUUGCAGGUGACCACCUUCCAGAGAGCGAGCCUGAGGAGAGGGCCAUGUCCUGGGCCAGGUAUAAGGUUGCCAUUACCAAGCAUAAGGACUCAGAGCAGACCAGCAGCAGUCUGUACAGUCAAAACAACAUCUGGAGUCCAGUUGUCGACUUCAGCAAAUACAUUGAAGACAACGAAAGCAUUGAAAAUGAGGACCUGGUUGCCUGGGUGACCGCGGGUUUCCUCCAUAUCCCACAUGCAGAGGACAUCCCCAAUACGGUAACUGUUGGUAAUGGGGGUGGGGUCCUGCUGCGGCCCCACAACUACUUUGAUAAGGAUCCAUCCAUAGACUCUCCUGAUGGAGUGUAUUUUGAACCCGGUAGCGAAGAUAGCUGUGACACCAACAGGAUGGCUUGCCUUGUUCAGGAGCCAUGCAGCCCCGUGCUAGAGCCCUUCACUUACCAUGGCUUUGAUGGAGUCAUGAAGUUUGAAGAUUGAGCCUGAUUUAUUGACCACUGUUAGGUUAUAGCUUCCAAGACUUGGGGAUUUCAGAGAUGGGUUGAUUUAGUAAUCUAUGCAUGAAGUAAAGUAUGUGCCGUGUUUAUAGAGGCAAAUUGGGAUGUUCAGUUAUUUGUACUUCAUGUGUUUUCAAUCUGCACUGUAGGCAAGUAAUUGAGUAAAUUAAUUUGCCAUAAUUUUGGAUAAUAUGCUUUAUCUGGGUGUGAGAAUAUUGAUACCACACUCAUACCUGGAUGUCAGAGCUGGAAUCUGGAUGUGGUUAGCCUAGCAUGGAGACUGGAAGCAGGAAGAAAACAGCAAGCCUGGCUCUGUCCAAAAUGAAUAGGGAUACACAUAAAACUUCAGAAAAAUCUAAUAAAUCAAAACACAAUUUUUGUACUUUAAUAACCAAUCAACACUGCCCUGCACUACCAGCACUACCAGUGUUUUGGAAACUAUGGUUUCCCCCAUUGUUAAUGUUCACUUCUGCUGGAGGCACAACAUUGACAACAAAACAUUCAUUUAAGGUCCAGUGUGUAAGAUGUAGGUGAAGGGGAGCUAUAGAAUAAUCCUUAUGAUGUUUUCACUAGUUUGUUUCAUCUAAAUUGCAUGAAUUGUAGUUUUCUUUACCCUA